Messenger RNA from Ziziphus jujuba (common jujube), 2645 nucleotides. Its product is annotated as sodium/hydrogen exchanger 2. Gene Ontology annotation, biological process: regulation of pH; regulation of stomatal closure; sodium ion transport. The transcript has 15 exons. Lineage: Eukaryota; Viridiplantae; Streptophyta; Magnoliopsida; Rosales; Rhamnaceae. The coding region runs from base 728 to 2353 and encodes 541 amino acids. The record is from RefSeq and is a predicted model, not a curated record. Gene Ontology annotation, cellular component: membrane. Gene Ontology annotation, molecular function: sodium:proton antiporter activity.
UUCCCCCGAAGCGCACGCCUCUCUCUCUCUCUCUCUUCUUACUUGGCAAAUUUUCUCUCUCUACAAAAUUCUCUCCUUCAUUUUCUCUCAAACAUUUCUUUCUCUCCCUUUCCAGAGUUUUCUAUCUAAAUCUCCUUAAAAAAAAGAAAAAGAAAAAAACUGUUUCUUUGAAAAUCAAAAUAUCUGCAAAUUUCUCGGUCUUCGUUUUUUCAAUUUGUUUUUUCUCCUUUGUCUUUCCCUGGUUUUACACGAAUCUCUGUCUAUCUCAUUGUUUUUGGUUUUUCUCUUUCUUUAAGCUUUUCAACUGGAGUUGGCGUGGUUUCUUUCAAUAAAUUAGCGAGAGCUCUCAGGACGUUUCUCAUUCACUGCGAGCGAUUGAUUUUCCAACUUCCUUCUCGUUGGAAUUUUAUUUUAUUUUUCUCUCGUCCUCUAUCUGUGUGACUGAAAUUUGAUAUUUGAUCCAAAUCGCGAAGCUUAAUUUCGAUAUUUGAUUGUAAAGUUGUGAAGGAAUUGGUGGGAACCUUCUCAUGCUUCAUUGUUGCAUGUUGCUCCGAAUCGCUUUGAAAUUGUAGGGUUUAAGUGAUUCAAAGCUCCCUGAAAUGGACAGUUCGGAGACUUAGAUUCUGACGAUUCUACCAUAAAAAAAGGAAUCUGAAAUCUUUGUAUUCUGAACAAAUAAUCUGCUUAAAUUGUUAUAUAUUGUUGGAUUGGAGAAAAAGGAGGAAUAAUGGCUGUCGGCUUGAGCUAUGCGGUAUCUAAAUUGCAAAUGCUAUCUACUUCGGAUCACGCGUCAGUGGUCUCCAUGAACCUCUUUGUGGCUCUGCUCUGUGCUUGUAUUGUGGUUGGCCAUCUGCUUGAGGAGAAUAGAUGGGUGAACGAGUCGAUUACUGCACUUGUAAUCGGUGUGUGCACCGGAGUUGUUAUUUUGCUAGUUAGCGGUGGGAAAAGCUCACAUCUUUUAGUUUUCAGUGAAGAUCUCUUCUUUAUAUACAUGCUGCCUCCUAUCAUAUUUAAUGCAGGGUUUCAGGUGAAAAAGAAGCAGUUCUUUGUCAACUUCAUUACUAUCGUGAUGUUUGGUGCUAUUGGUACAUUGGUAUCCUGCAGUAUCAUAGCACUAGGGGUUACUCAGUUUUUCAAGAAAAUGGACAUCGGUUCCCUGGAUAUAGGGGAUUAUUUAGCUAUCGGUGCAAUUUUUGCAGCAACAGAUUCUGUAUGCACAUUGCAGGUGCUUAAUCAGGAUGAGACACCUUUACUCUAUAGUCUUGUUUUUGGGGAGGGUGUUGUUAAUGAUGCCACAUCCGUAGUACUUUUCAAUGCAAUCCAAAGCUUUGACCUGACUAACAUUGACCCCCGAAUUGCUUUGCAUUUUAUUGGCAACUUCUUGUACUUGUUUGUUGCAAGCACCCUACUAGGAGUGAUAACAGGGCUGCUUAGUGCUUACAUUAUCAAAAAGCUGUACUUUGGCAGGCACUCUACAGAUCGGGAGGUUGCUCUUAUGAUGCUUAUGGCAUAUCUUUCAUAUAUGCUUGCUGAAUUAUUCUAUUUAAGUGGCAUUCUCACUGUCUUCUUUUGUGGGAUUGUCAUGUCUCAUUAUACCUGGCACAAUGUGACUGAAAGCUCAAGAGUCACCACCAAGCAUGCAUUUGCAACCUUGUCAUUUGUUGCUGAGAUUUUUAUCUUUCUUUAUGUUGGUAUGGAUGCCUUGGAUAUUGAAAAGUGGAGAUUCGUGAGUGAUAGUCCUGGAACAUCAGUAGCAGUGAGUUCAAUACUCCUAGCUUUGAUUAUGGUUGCAAGAGCAGCAUUUGUUUUCCCCCUAUCUUUCUUAUCCAACUUAGCUAAGAAAAAUUCGCACGAGAAAAUUAGUAUCAGGCAGCAAGUGAUAAUAUGGUGGGCUGGUCUCAUGAGAGGUGCUGUGUCUAUAGCCCUUGCUUACAAUCAGUUUACAAGGUCAGGGCAUACCCAAUUGCGAGCUAAUGCAAUCAUGAUCACCAGCACGAUCACUGUUGUUCUUUUCAGCACAGUGGUAUUUGGUUUGCUGACUAAACCUCUUAUAAGGUUUUUGAUACCUAACCCAAAACACACAACCAGCAUGACCCUAUCAGAUCCAUCUACUCCAAAAUCAGCGACUAUGCCUCUUCUUGGAAGUGCACAGGAUUCUGAAACGGAUCUUGUUGGCCAUGAUAUUCCACGGCCAGGAAGCAUCCGUGCCCUUCUUGCCACUCCAACACAUACUGUCCAUCGCUAUUGGCGUAAGUUUGAUGAUGCCUUCAUGCGUCCAGUGUUUGGUGGCCGGGGUUUUGUUCCUUUUGUUCCGGGCUCACCAACUGAACGUGGAGAACCUCAAUGGCAAUGAAAAGACAGCCUAGCAAGAUGUAAAAUAAUUUGUGAGCUGUGUAUAUGCAGUGAAAAUUCAAACAGAUGUACGACUUUAAAUCUACUGUGUCAAAAUUUGCGAUGAGUUUUUUUGGGAUGGGUAGAAGGGAUUGUAUCAUAUUGUAUCAUUUGCAAGCCAAGUACUUAUUGUGUACAGCUUUUCCAUUCGCCCCAAGCAUCAAAAUGGGGUGACUUGUUUGUUUUCUCCUUGACGCGAGAGCUUAAUUUCUCCUUGACGCGAGAGCUUAAUUUAGUUUGUUAUUAUUCUUCCA